CGAACGCUUUGAACUAGAAUAGGGUAUAUCGUUAUGUCUUUUUCUUAACUUACCUCAUAUUGACUUCGCCGGCUCGGGUUUGAAUGCCGUCGUAUUCCCAGGUCAGACUUCUCCAGCCGAUCCUGUUUGUUGAUAUCCCGUUUGUUCUAGAUUCUUGUCCGAAUAACCCGCGUCGGUUCUGUUCAUAUCCACGACUUAUCGAAUAGAUGGAUAGUUCCAGCUCUCCAGAUUAUAAGGCGCUUUAUCUGAGGGCGGAGGAAGACAAAAGAAAGGCAGAGGAAGAGCGAGAGAGGGAGAGGGAGGAACGGCGGCGGGCAGAGGAAGAGCGCGAGCAAGAAAAGGAAGAACGGAGGCGGGCAGAAGAAGAGCGGGACCAAGGACGAGAACGAACACGGCCAACGACCUUUCUCGAGCUCCUUCGCCUGUGCCACACCUUUUUCUCGCUGCAGUUACGAGCUGAAUCCCCGUCUCGCUCUACGACUGGGAAAAUACCCCCGCCGACCGGGAAACAUUGUCCGUUGCGGCUUCGGCAUUGGGAAGAGUGUGCUGCCAGACAACAGGAGAUUUACCGCUCUGUCUGUGCCUAUCUGGAACCUUCGGGGGAGACCGUUGCGCAACUAUUCACGCCGCGUCUUGUGCUGGAGGAUCUUGGGCAAAGGUUUGGUGAAAGACCCAUAAGUAGCGAACAGGAUCUGGAGAGCUAUGAACGAUUUGGUGUGGAGAACUAUGUUCAUGACAUUAUCACAGAACUCUGCAAGAACCCUGCUGCCCGAGAUCGAUUUGGCUUGGGCGAUGGAGUCAAGUUUGACAAUCACGCAAACGCCCUCGAUCCGAUUGAGACAGACCCAUCCCUACCGACUGAACCCUCGACGUACCGGCGUUCCAGACCAGAUCAAUUUUGCAUACGUCGGGUUGAUGGCGAUAGAAAUACGCUUCUUACGACAGUCGAGUAUAAGCCGCCCCACAAGCUGUCUGUUGAGAACCUCCGCGCAGGAUUGCGAGAGAUGAACUUUUGGGAAGAGGUAGUCCGACCGAAUUCUAUCCCCACGGAGGAAUCCGCAAAAUUGGCGUAUAAUGCAGCCUGGCUGACCGGCUCGGCUAUAACUCAAGAGUAUCAUGUCAUGAUCCAGGAAGGUCUUGAGUACUCAUACUUGACGAACGGGUUGGCGUUGGUUCUAUUACGUGUCCCUUACGAUGAGCCGGGCACGUUAUACUACCACCUCUGUGAGCCAAACAUGGAGAUCGAUCUGAAUGAUGACCAGAGUUUUGAUCAGCCGUUGACGGCUAUUGCGCGGGUAUUGUGUCUGUGCUUGAUGAGUUUUGGCGCGCCGGUCCGCGACCAGGCAUGGCGAAAUGAGGCACAGAAGCAGCUGCCGGUCUGGAAGACGAGUUUCGAUCAUACACGCUCCCAAAUACCGGAAAGAGAAUUACGACAAAACCCACCAAGCUCCGAAUAUAGCCCCUCGGUCAGUUCCAGACGGUCGGUCUCGGAGUACCUCCCAUCGUCCUCUCCGGUGGAAUCCCCUACGCAACGACGUCGAAUACCGACCCGGUCUCGAGCUCAGUGUGCGCCGAAUACCAUGGAACGAGAGGAUUCUCCAGACUCUGAUACGGACUCCGCUCCCGGCGGGCGGAAGCGUGGCUUCAGCCAGGUCACAUCAUCACCAUCAUCUCCAUCGGUACAGCGAUCUGUCUGUCAAACAGGAGGGCAGCAGAAUGAACGCGGUCGGUACCAACACAACGCUCAGUUUUGUACCCAGCGAUGUCUUCUUGGCCUACAGCGAGGAGGCAUGCUAGAUGACCGCUGCCCGAAUGUCGAGCUCCAUCGACAGGGCGGGACCAGCAACCAACAUUUGAUUGACGCCAGCGGUCUGGUUCGGCAGAUUAAGCAGCAACUAGAUCAAAACCUCGACCGCGACUGCACCCCGAUGGGAGGCUGUGGAGCAUCAGGAGCGCCUUUCAAAAUCACGAGCACGGCCUAUGGGUAUACGGUCGUCGGGAAAGGAACCACGUCGUACCUGUGGGACGAGGUAAAGCGAGAGGCGGAUAUUUAUCGCAUCCUUUGGCGAGCCCAAGGGCGAGCCAUACCGGUCUUUCUCGGCACAAUUGACCUGGCUAUGAUCUACUUCCUGCACGGGGCUGGCCAGAUCCGCCAUAUGCUGCUCAUGGGUUGGGGCGGUGAACCCAUCCACAAGUUGGAAGAUGUUGAGUCGAUCAGGCAUGAAAUUUCGCGAUCGCAGAAGAAGAUUCGCUCACUUGGGGUCUUACACCAAGACCUUCGGUCGGAUAAUAUGCUGUGGAACGCCGAGUUAGGGCGGGUGUUGAUCAUUGACUUUCAUCGUUCCCAGUUGGAUAGCCGGCCGAUGAAAAAGCGAAUGAAGUUACGAGAGCAGCACUCGUGUGGGGCCGAGGCACACGGGCGGAAGCGACUUCGUAUUGGCCAAUAACGCAUGUAUCGAGGAACUUGCCAUUUCACAAAGCUUGGAUUUAAAUUUAUAAGAAAAUCAAGUUGGGUAAAUCAAGCUGGCCAUACAGAAAUGUGAAGAGACACAACGUGACCUGACCUAUUGCCCCCUAGCUCUCCUUGGAUGUUUUGACAUUAGGGGCACUUCCGAAACGGCCCGUCGUUUACGUCCUCUGGGACUAUGUUGGAAGCUGGCAUGAUG
This is a messenger RNA of Aspergillus pseudonomiae, 2666 nucleotides long. RefSeq lists its product as uncharacterized. The transcript has a single exon. Lineage: Eukaryota; Fungi; Ascomycota; Eurotiomycetes; Eurotiales; Aspergillaceae. Bases 207 to 2447 code for a protein of 746 amino acids. The record is from RefSeq and is a predicted model, not a curated record.